Penaeus monodon (black tiger shrimp) is the source of this 429-nucleotide messenger RNA. Its product is annotated as formin-like protein 5. The record is from RefSeq and is a predicted model, not a curated record. The transcript has 2 exons. The coding region runs from base 1 to 429 and encodes 142 amino acids. NCBI's taxonomy places the organism in Eukaryota, Metazoa, Arthropoda, Malacostraca, Decapoda, Penaeidae.
AUGGACAUCGUGGGUCCUGCGGGAACUGCGCCCCCCCGUAUAACAGGACGUGGUUCGUGGGACCGCCCCCGAGCGCCGCCCGUGAACCUCCCCGCCCCCAAAAUCCCUCCCCCCGAGGUGCGCCAACACCUUUUUAUCCCACGCCCGGGAAAGGGGGCCAGCCCCGAGCCCAUCGUGAUCCCUCCGCCCCGCCACAGGCUCGUCUACGUGCUCAAAAAGCAGCAGGGUGAAGCCGAAGGUCAUCGAAUUCCCGACGGCCCCCCAAAGCCGGAGGUCUUUUCGUCAACUACGAAGAGGGGGGAAAAACCCCCUCCCUUUCCCCGGCUUCGACCUCCCGCGGCUCCAGGGGGCCAAAGGCUCUCUGGGUCUGGACCUGAACCCGAAUCCAGACUCGAAAUUCCUUCGCCCUUCAAGCGAGAGGAACUUUAA